GAAAAGUUACCAAGUUACGGAGUAGAAAACAGAGGCAACAAAAUGAUUCAAAUUAUGAACUGGUUUUCAAUGGUUAUAGGCCUUAUACCAUUGAAUCGCCAGCAGUCGGAAACCAAUUUCAUUGUCGACUACGCCAUGAUGUUUAUUAUGCCUGUCUUUUAUGUGAUUUGCUACCUUUUGAUUAACUUGAGUCAUGUUUUCGGGCUCUGCUUUCUGGACGCGUGCAACAGUGUUUGCAAAUUGAGCAACCACCUCUUUAUGCAUUUAGGAGCCUUCUUAUACCUAACAAUCACCCUGAUGAGUCUCUAUCGUCGCAAAGAGUUCUUUCUGCAGUUCGACGAGCGAUUAAAUGCCAUCGAUGCGGUCAUACAGAAGUGUCAGCGAGUGGCGGAAAUGGAUAAGGUGAAGGUCACCGCGGUGAAACACAGUGUGGCCUACCACUUUACCUGGCUUUUUUUGUUCUGCGUUUUCACUUUUGCCUUGUACUAUGACGUCAGAGGGCUUUAUCUGACCUUUGGCAACUUCGCCUUCAUACCGUUCAUGGUGUCCAGUUUCCCGUACUUGGCCGGCAGCAUCAUCCAGGGCGAGUUCAUCUAUCAUGUGUCGGUCAUUUCGCAGCGCUUCGAGCAGAUUAACACGCUGUUCGAGAAGAUUAACCAGGAGGCGCGCCACCGCCACGCCCCCGUCACCGUGUUCGAUAUCGAGAGCGAGGGCAAAAAGGAGCGGAAGACCGUAACGCCGAUUACGGCCAUGGACGGCAGGACGACAUUUGGCAAUGAGCACAAGUUGGCUGGCGAAAUGAAACGUCAAGUGGGCCAACAAAAGAACGAUGAGGACGAAAUGGACACCAGCAAUGAUGAGGAUGAGGACGAUUUUGAUUAUGACAAUGCCACCAUUGCCGAAAAUACAGGAACCACUUCAGAGGCCAAUCUACCAGAUCUCUUUAAGCUACACGACAAAAUCCUGUCGCUCAGUGUGAUUACAAAUGGCGAGUUUGGACCACAGUGCGUACCCUAUAUGGCGGCCUGUUUUGUGGUGAGCAUUUUCGGGAUUUUCCUGGAGACCAAGGUCAACUUUAUUGUUAGCGGAAAGAGCCGCUUGCUGGAUUAUAUGACCUAUUUGUAUGUGAUUUGGAGCUUCACCACCAUGGUAGUUGCAUACAUCGUACUUCGACUCUGUUGCAAUGCCAAUAAUCACUCCAAACAGUCGGCGAUGAUAGUCCAUGAGAUCAUGCAGAAGAAACCGGCCUUUAUGCUGAGCAACGAUCUCUUCUACAACAAAAUGAAAUCGUUUACACUGCAAUUUCUUCACUGGGAGGGCUUCUUCCAGUUUAAUGGCAUCGGACUGUUUGCCCUGGACUACACAUUUAUUUUCUCGACUGUGAGUGCAGCCACAUCCUAUUUGAUUGUCUUGCUGCAAUUUGACAUGACUGCUAUUUUGCGCAACGAGGGGCUGAUGUCAUAA
Messenger RNA from Drosophila takahashii, 1464 nucleotides. It is a transcript of the gene Gr33a, whose product is annotated as Gustatory receptor 33a. The record is from RefSeq and is a predicted model, not a curated record. Lineage: Eukaryota; Metazoa; Arthropoda; Insecta; Diptera; Drosophilidae. Gene Ontology annotation, cellular component: neuronal cell body; axon; membrane. Gene Ontology annotation, biological process: male courtship behavior; chemosensory behavior; sensory perception of taste.